CGUCGGGUCCAUGCACCCUAACCCGUGCCGUACGAGUGCCACUUUGACAACGGCACCGGUGUAUGGUAUAUAAACUCUCAGCUUUCCACCUAACACUCACUCUCUAAGACUAUCCUCACAUCCUUUCCCCCCCUUCUUAGUCACAGACCUUGUCUUUCCCCCCUCACACCACCAUGACCGACCGAUACACGACUGAGGCAGCACCCAACUACCAGGUGCUGGGUGACAGCAUCACGCUGCCCUUCUCGGGCCGCGUCGCCCCGUCUCGCUUCAUGAAGGGCGCCAUGACGGAGCGCCUCUCGUCGUGGGACCAGCACAACCCGCUGAAGCGAGGCAUCCCCUCGCAGGAGCUCAUCAACGUCUACGAGGAGUGGGGCAAGGGCGGCUUCGGCAUCAUCCUCUCUGGCAACACCAUCGUCGACCACGAGAACCUCGAGGCGCCAGGCAACCCGGUCAUGAAUGCAAAGUCACAGGAGCCCGAGCGAGCAGCCGCGUUUGCCGAGAUGGCCGCCAAGGCAAAGGCCCACGGCGCUCUUUACAUUACCCAGCUCUCGCACGGCGGAAGGCAGGUGGCCAGCGCGAUCCAGCCCAACCCCGUGUCGGCGUCGGACGUCAAGCUCGAUGACCGCAUGGGCUUCUCGUUCAACAAGCCAACACCCCUCUCCAAGGAAGGGAUCAAGGAGGUCAUUGACAACUUUGCCUGGGCUGCCGAGUAUGCCUACAAGAACGGCAGCGACGGCGUCCAGCUCCACGGCGCACACGGCUACCUGCUCGCCCAAUUCCUGAGCUCGUCGACCAACAAGCGCACCGACGAGUACGGCGGUUCGCUCGAGAACCGGGCACGGAUCGUGUACGAGAUUGUGGCCGAGAUCCGGCGGCGGGUGCCCGACCCCAAAUUUAUCCUCGCCAUCAAGAUCAACUCGAAAGAGUACCAGGACGGCGGUUUCCAGCCCGAAGAGUGCCGCGAGAUGUGUGCCCACCUCGAGACGCUCGGCAUUGACGUCAUUGAAAUCAGCGGUGGGACGUACGAGGUGCUGGCGUUUGAGCACAAGCGCGACUCGUCGCGCGCCCGCGAGGCCUUUUUUCUCGAGUUCAGCGAGGUGGUGCGGGAAAAGGUGCAAAAGUCGACGAUCUGGGUCACGGGCGGCUUCCGCACGGCCAAAGCCAUGGUCAACGCCAUCGAGGACAAGUCGACCGACGGCAUCGGCCUCGCCCGGCCCGUCUGCCAGGAGUUUGACCUGCCCAAGCUCCUCAUCGAGGGCAAGGUCUCGUCGGCAAAGAAGCUGCUGCUCAACGAGCAGGACUUUGUCAUCACCAAUGUCGCCGCCGGCACCCAGAUCCGGCAGGUCGGCAAGGGCCAAAAGCCAUUUGACGCCGCAGACGCAGGCCAGGUCGAGAAUUUCCAAAAGACCAUUGCUGCCUUCAUGGUAAAGGGCCAAGAGCUUGGCGCGCAGGGCAUCAUCCCCGCCGGGUACCCGGACCUGGCUCCUUACCCUUCCGCCUCCGCCUAGAUUCACUCUCUCUUUUGUCAUAAUAGAUCACUCCUUUUCUCUCUCUCUCAAAAUCAUUGAUUCUUUCUCAGAUAGAGUACCCUCCAGGCAAGGAUUACAACGAGCUGUAUCAGUGUUAUGAUUGGUGUGGAAGAUCAUCAGAUGAUUCAGGGCAGUGGCCGCCCAUAGUCGUCGACGCCCAGUCUCCUC
Acaromyces ingoldii is the source of this 1700-nucleotide messenger RNA. RefSeq names its product NADH oxidase. The record is from RefSeq and is a predicted model, not a curated record. Bases 174 to 1511 code for a protein of 445 amino acids. NCBI's taxonomy places the organism in Eukaryota, Fungi, Basidiomycota, Exobasidiomycetes, Exobasidiales, Cryptobasidiaceae. The transcript has a single exon. Gene Ontology annotation, molecular function: FMN binding; oxidoreductase activity.